Molecule: messenger RNA, 291 nt
Organism: Cylicostephanus goldi
Lineage: Eukaryota; Metazoa; Nematoda; Chromadorea; Rhabditida; Strongylidae
Source: the annotation of a GenBank genome assembly
AUGUCCAAAUACAUUGAUAGAGGUAGUGUUGAUAGGGCUAAUAGAGUUGGUAGUAAUGGUAGUGCUGGUAGUGUUGGUAGUGUUGGAGGUGUUGGCAGUGCUGGUGGUGCUUGUAGUGGUAGUUCUGGUAGUGCUGGUAGUGCUGGCAGUGUUGGUAGUAUUGGUAGUGUUGGUGGUACUAGUAGUGUUGGUAGUACUAGUAGUGUUGGUAGUGUUGGUAGUGUUGGUAGUGUUGGUAGUGCUAGUAGCGCUGGUAGUGCUCUACACCAAAAGUACGAUCACAUAAGAUAA